Pestalotiopsis fici W106-1 is the source of this 789-nucleotide messenger RNA. RefSeq lists its product as uncharacterized. Bases 1 to 789 code for a protein of 262 amino acids. Gene Ontology annotation, molecular function: glutathione transferase activity. The transcript is spliced from 2 exons. Gene Ontology annotation, biological process: glutathione metabolic process. NCBI's taxonomy places the organism in Eukaryota, Fungi, Ascomycota, Sordariomycetes, Amphisphaeriales, Sporocadaceae. The record is from RefSeq and is a predicted model, not a curated record.
AUGUCUGAGCCCAAGCGCCAGAAGUCAUCCAAGGAUGUUCCCUACGAGUUGAUCUACUGGCCUGGUAUUCCUGGUCGGGGAGAACAUGUUCGACUUGUCCUGGAGGAGGCUGGUGCAACAUAUACGGACACUGCACACAUCGAAAACGGUGUCAAAUCCGUCACAGCACAGAUCGACGACAAGAAUGUGGGCGAUAAUGAGAACCCGCCUCCUUUGGCCCCGCCAAUUCUCAGGCACGGGGACCUGACAAUAUCACAAACACCAAACAUACUUCUCUACCUUGGAGCUCGCCUCAAUCUGGUGCCCGAUCCGGAAGAUGACGCCGACGGGCUUUACAAAGUGAAUCAACUGGCAUUGACUGCUUUGGACGGACUAUCCAAUGAACCCCAUGACUGUCACCAUCCUGUGGCGACCGGCCUUUACUACGAGGAUCAGAAGGAUGAAAGUCUCCGCAAGAGCAAAGACUACGUCAAGAAUCGAUUGCCCAAGUUCCUAGGCUACUUUGAGAGGGUUAUCACCGGAAAAGCAAGUGGCGAUGGCCCAUGGCUUCAUGGUGGAAACCUAUCCUACGCUGAUCUAGUCUUAUUUCAGUGUCUUGAUGGAGUCAAAUUCGCAUUUCCAAAGGCCAUGGAAUCGGCCCAAAAUAGCGGAAAAUACGACAACGUGUUCAGAUUGUACGAGGCCGUGAAGGACAGACCCCGUAUUAAGGAAUACUUGAACAGUGACCGCCGCCAAAAGUACUCAUUGGGCAUCUACAGGUACUACCCAGAGCUCGAUGUCAUUGAGUAG